This is a messenger RNA of Lates calcarifer (barramundi perch), 1988 nucleotides long. RefSeq names its product snurportin 1 (gene snupn). Bases 118 to 1239 code for a protein of 373 amino acids. The record is from RefSeq and is a predicted model, not a curated record. Gene Ontology annotation, biological process: protein import into nucleus; snRNA import into nucleus. NCBI's taxonomy places the organism in Eukaryota, Metazoa, Chordata, Actinopteri, Centropomidae. The transcript is spliced from 9 exons. Gene Ontology annotation, cellular component: cytoplasm; nucleus. Gene Ontology annotation, molecular function: nuclear import signal receptor activity; protein binding.
GUUCGCUGCUUUUGGUCGGCCAACCAAAUAUCGUCACUGGUGGGAAAAAUGACAGCGUGACGUCUCAGUCUCAGUUUCAACAGCAACAGCAGCCUCCCUGGAUGUCCAAGAGUCCCCAUGGAUGACCUGACCCAAGCCCUCUCGGCCAGCUUUGCUGUGUCCAAGGAGCCCAACAGUACAGCCGCCCCCCACCCUCGGCUGGCCCAGUACAAGAGCAAGUACAGUGUGCUGGAGCAGAGUGAGCGACGGCGGCGCUUCCUUGACCUGCAAAAAAGUAAGAGACUAAACUACGUCAACCAUGCACGACGUCUGGCUGAUGGGGACUGGACCGGGGCAGACAGCGAUGGGGAGGAGGACAUGGAGAAACAGGAGGAGGGGGAACGGGAACAAGAUGGCAACGCAGAGGAAGAGGGGAUGGAGAUUGAGCGGAGGAAGCUGCCAAAACAUUAUGCAAACCAGCUCAUGCUGUCAGAGUGGCUGGUGGAUGUGCCAUCAGAACUGGACACUGAUUGGCUGAUGGUGGUCUGUCCUGUGGGGAAAAGAUCUCUUAUCGUUGCCUCCAAGGGUUCCACUGCAGCGUACACUAAAAGUGGCUACUGUGUGAACCGCUUCCCCUCCCUGCUGCCCGGUGGGAACCGACACAACUCUGCCAUGGGAAAAGACUACACAAUCCUGGACUGCAUUUACAGUGAAGUGGAUAGAACAUACUACAUCCUGGACGUCAUGUGCUGGAGAGGCCACCCGGUCUACGACUGCCCGACCGAGUUCCGUUUCUACUGGCUUCAGUCCAAAGUCCAGGAGACAGACGGCCUAUCAGAGAUUGCCAAACGCAACCCUUUCCGGUUUGUGAGCCUCCAAAGCACAGACUGCACAGCAGAGUCAAUUCAGAAAGCCCUGACAUCUGAGUACAGCUUCAGCGUGGAUGGUCUCCUCUUCUACCACCGGCAGACCCACUACACUCCUGGCAGCACCCCUCUAGUGGGCUGGCUUCGCCCCUACAUGGUCACUGACAUCCUGGGCAUAGAGGUUCCCGUAGGACCCCUCACCACUAAGCCUGAGUAUGCCAGCCACCAGCUGCAACAGAUCCUGGAACACAAAAAAGCAUCGAGUGAAGUCCGUCCGGCCAACAGAAGUGGAGGCUACGAGUUAGAGUACCUGUCCACGCCGAGCCAGGACAGCGCGGACUCUCUGAACUUUUUGAAUCAAAAGCCAAUAAGGGAAGCAAACAUGGAAAUCUGAGUGGGAGGCUUAACAAGAUGCAAAUUGCUAACUCAGUAUUUCUGAGUGGUGUCAGCCCACAUAUGGCUCUUUAGAAUGUCUGCUGAAUGGUUCUACAGAUCUGACCAAUUGCAAAGCAUGGCUAAUUCUAAUCCGGCACUGCUCAGGACGCCCUCAGAGUGCAGAUUAGUAGAGCAAUGCUGUAUAUGUGUUUUUAUUUUGGAUAAAAACAGUUACAUCUUCUACAUGAUGCAGAACUUGGAAACAGUUAAUAUCUUUGUGAAUACUUACACAGUAUUUAGCCACUAUAAUUACCAUCUCACAGUCUGUUACACAGAUCCCUUUCAUAAUGUUAUCGCAUGCAAUCCAAAAAAAAAAAAAAGACCAAGAGGUGCUUUAUGUGAGAUACACUGCAAAGUGCAACACAGUCAAAUUUGUGGUCAAGUGUUGUUUUGCUGCUUUGCACUUUGUGCACUUAAAACAGAUCUCACAUAAGAAACAUCCUUAUGGUUGUUAGUUGUUUGUAGGUUUUCUACAACUGUCAUCGAUGCAUAUUCACUGAAAGAAGCUGAAUUUUUGAGAAGAUCGUUAAGGAAAGUGUAUGAUUCAUUCAGUGUUUUGGAAAGUGAGAUGUUGCUGACUGGUCAGACCCUGAGAGUUGUAAUCAUGUUGAACCGCAUAGGCUUUUACAAUUUAAUAAGAAGUUUAAAAUUGCUGAGAAUAUGUUUUUAAGUAUGUUUCUAAAUAAAUGUUUUUUUUAUCGGACUACA